CGUCGUAUCUUCCUCUUUCAAUUGAACAAAACCUAACCACUCUCAACCCCUUCUUCUCUCUCUCUUUCUCUCUCUCUCUCUCUCUUCUUCUUCUUCUUCUUAUUCUGAUUCUUCCCCAAUUCAACCUCUCUUCCUUCCCUCGUCUCCAAUUGUGCUUAGUAUUAUUUAGAACAUGCCCACUUGGUGGGGUAAAAAGUCCAGCAAGAGCAAGGACCAAGAGGACCACCACCCGCAUGGCGGCGGCGGCGGCGGGAGUACCAGCGUUCUUCACUUCAACUUCAUCAAGCCCAAGACUAGGCCCAACAAGAGCUUCGACGAAGUUGUCCACGUCCACAAUUCCCCACGCGCUAGCCGCGAUUUAGCUCCCUCCGCCGCCGACUCCGACGAGAAGCGGGGGCUCCCCUUGCCUCGCCCCUCUGUCUCUUCCACGCAAAGCUUCAGCAUCGACCAGGGCCUCGUCUUCGGAUCUGCCUCCGUUUCAGGCUCUAGCGUCAGCUCCAGUGGCUCCUACGAGGACCAUCCCUCAUAUCACGCUCAGAUUACUGGUGCUAGAGCGCAAGGUGACGUGAAGUUCCAUGUGAGGUCUAAAAGCCCAGGUCCUGGGUCAAGAGGGCCCACCAGCCCAACAUCACCUCUUCAUCCGAAGUUGCCUAUUUUGAGCCUUGACUCUCCUACAGGCAGACAAGAAGACGGAAGGGGUGAAUGCCAUCCAUUGCCUCUUCCACCGGGCUCUCCUACUAGCCCUUCUUCUUCUCUUUCCAGCGCUAGAGCAAAUGGGGUGGCAGAACACACUACCAGUAACCUUUCAAAGUGGAAGAAGGGAAAGCUUCUAGGACGGGGAACUUUUGGGCAUGUUUACCUGGGAUUCAAUAGUAAUAGUGGACAAUUGUGUGCAAUAAAGGAAGUCAGGGUUGUCUGUGAUGACCAAACGUCAAAAGAGUGCCUCAAACAACUUAAUCAGGAGAUCAAUUUGCUCAGUCAGCUUUCACAUUCAAACAUUGUUCAAUACUAUGGGAGUGAUUUGGGAGAAGAAACACUCUCCGUUUAUUUGGAAUAUGUCUCUGGUGGUUCUAUUCACAAAUUACUUCAGGAAUAUGGGGCCUUCAAAGAGCCUGUUAUUCAAAAUUAUACCAGGCAAAUUGUCUCUGGUCUUUGCUAUCUUCAUGGGAGAAAUACAGUGCAUAGGGAUAUCAAGGGGGCUAACAUACUAGUUGAUCCUAAUGGUGAAAUCAAGCUGGCAGACUUUGGAAUGGCCAAACAUAUAAAUUCUUCUUCCUCCAUGCUUUCUUUCAAAGGGAGUCCAUACUGGAUGGCACCUGAGGUUGUAAUGAAUACAAAUGGCUAUAGCCUUCCUGUUGAUAUAUGGAGCUUGGGAUGCACAAUUCUUGAAAUGGCAACAUCAAAGCCUCCCUGGAAUCAAUAUGAAGGGGUAGCGGCAAUAUUUAAAAUCGGUAACAGUAGAGAUAUGCCUGAAAUCCCUGAUCAUCUCUCUAGCGAUGCAAAGAAUUUCAUUCAGCAAUGCUUACAAAGAGAUCCAUCGGCCCGCCCCACAGCCCAGGAGUUACUAGAUCACGCCUUCAUUCGAGAUCAACCAGCAACAAAAGCUACAAAUGUCAGAAUAACUAGGGAUGCUUUCCCCUGCAGUUUUGAUGGAAGUCGGACACCGCCGCCAGUUUUAGAUCAUUCCAAUAGAACGAGUAUAAAUUCAUUGGAUGGAGAAUAUGGAACAAAGCCAGUUCCUGUUACUUCACGUGCAGUAAGGAGCCCAAGAGAUAACACAAGGGUGAUCACAUCUUUACCAGUAUCGCCCUGCUCAAGUCCAUUGAGACAGUAUGGGCCAGCCCACAAGAGCUGUUUUCUUUCUCCUCCUCAUCCAACUUACACUUUGAUGGGGCAAAAUACCCUCCCUUCAUAUCCAGUGAGAUCAAAUGCAACAUUCACUCUUGAUCCUUUUCAUGAAAAAUCUUUUUACAAAGCCCACACACCGGGUGGAUCCCCUAGAAGAUUCAUUUGAGUUACCGAUUGUAAAUACCUCUAAAGUCUUUUGGUUUCCCCGGCAUACCUUGUGGUCAGUGGUUGAACUUCAAUCAUCUGCACUAUUAGAGUACAAACUCUAUGUAAAGGAUUCUGGUCAAUUCUUUAUACAUGAGAACGAGACCACCUACGGUAGAAGUGAGGUGUAGGACCUCUUGAUGCAGCCAUUAGACUGGGGACACCGUGCUGCUUGUAACAAUUUAUUGAUUACUGUAAAGGCAAGUGUUUACUGUUUGUAGUAACGUUUAUGUUGUAUAUUGUUAGUUCAUGGCAGGAGAAAAAAGAGGGUAAUUUUUCAUA
Vigna angularis (adzuki bean) is the source of this 2334-nucleotide messenger RNA. RefSeq names its product mitogen-activated protein kinase kinase kinase 3. Bases 173 to 2014 code for a protein of 613 amino acids. The record is from RefSeq and is a predicted model, not a curated record. Gene Ontology annotation, molecular function: protein kinase activity; ATP binding. NCBI's taxonomy places the organism in Eukaryota, Viridiplantae, Streptophyta, Magnoliopsida, Fabales, Fabaceae. The transcript has 11 exons. Gene Ontology annotation, biological process: protein phosphorylation.